AGUUCACAAGUUUAGGCAAAAUAUUCAUAGUGAAGUAUAAUCGAUUGAUUCGCGAAUAAACUAGAUAUCAUUUAUUUUAGUUUUAGAGUAAAAGUCUGACAUGAAAUAUUAAAAAUGGCUAGCAUUCCUUUUUAUGUAACAUUAAUAGCGAUUUGUAUAAUACCCUUUAUGAAGCUAUAAUAUAGCUGUCUACUGUACUUCCAAAUAAUUUUGGAAAUGAGAAUAUAAGAGAAAAGAUUUAUGUGCUUUAUUAAAAUCUACAACGAACAAUGGUAGUAGGCGUAUUUCCUGUUCUUAAAUUAGGUGUAUUAUUUAUUAAACAAAUAAGUAAACCUUUGGCUAAGUUAAUAGUUAAUCAAGCUAAAAAUCAUCCUAUAUUCCGUAGAUACAUUAUUAUUCCACCUGCUCAAUUGUAUCAUUGGGCAGAAGUAAAAGGUAAAAUGUAUAUGAUGAAUCUUGGAAAACCAACAAAAGUAGCAAAAUUAAAUGAAGCUAUGGCAAUAGAAUUAGGAGCUAGUUUAAUGGGAGAAGUUAUUAUUUUUAGUCUUGCUGGUGCAUGUGUAAUGUUAGAAUAUAAUCGUCAAGUAACUAAAGAAGCAAAAAAAGAAGAAGCCCGUUCUGCACAGAUACAAAAAUUUAUAGAUGAUAUUAACUCAUUACAACAAAGUAGUAUACAAUUAAAAAGUGAAGUUUUAUCUUUACGAAAUACUGUGGUACAAUUAGCAAAAGGUACAAAGUAUGAACUAGCUGAACAAUCGAUAUUAACAGAGAUUGAUAAAAAGAUUGAUCAAUCACAAAGUACAAAUACAGAAAUAACCGCAGAAACAAAUGAUACAGAAAACAAACAAUCACUGAUCCAACGUGCUAUAAUAUAUUAUGAGAAUAAUUUUAAAAUAGAUAGAUAGAAUUAGGUAAUUAGAAUUAUUUAUUUUUAUUUGAAAUAUGUGAUAACUCAGAAAUAUUUUCCAAUGUGAUUAACAAAAGAAAUUUUUUAUGUUUCGGUCAAUAAUAAUUUUUUUUCCAUAUAAUAUUAUAAUUUAUGUAUCUUAUGUAUAUUUUGUAUAUAUCAGAAGUUCUUUCAGAUAUAUAAAAUUGUAUUUUAAAAUAACAGGUUGUCUCUAAUAAAGCCCUGGAAUAUUAUUUAUUUGUUAUCAGGGCAUUUUAUUCUAGUUAUCCUAUAAAUUUGUAACUUUACAUUGCUUUCUUACUUCUGGAAUAUAGAACAUAUACAAUAUAAAAUUUAUGUUUGAUGUUAGUUUUAUUUUUUUUAAAUUAUUAUACUUCAUUUUUCAUAGGAAAAUAAUGUAGAAAACUAAAAUUAAAGCAAACUGAGGUAAUCGAUUAG
Vespa velutina is the source of this 1345-nucleotide messenger RNA. Its product is annotated as optic atrophy 3 protein homolog. The record is from RefSeq and is a predicted model, not a curated record. NCBI's taxonomy places the organism in Eukaryota, Metazoa, Arthropoda, Insecta, Hymenoptera, Vespidae. Gene Ontology annotation, cellular component: mitochondrion. The transcript has 4 exons. The coding region runs from base 270 to 905 and encodes 211 amino acids. Gene Ontology annotation, biological process: regulation of lipid metabolic process.